AUGGAAGAUUUUGAUGUUUUGGAAAUGCUUGGAGAAGGAUUUUUCAGCAAAGUUUCGAAGGUGCGAUUGCGAAGAACUGGUGAGGAAAUGGUGCUAAAAGUAGCAAAAGGUACUGGCUCUGCUGGAAGUCGCAGAGCUAUCCAUGCCGAUGCAGCUCGAGAGGCCGCAAUGCUCCAUCGCUUAUCUCAUGAGAAUAUUGUUGGUCUUCGUGGUGUCUGCAUACAAGUAAACGAUGAUGGAUGCUGGGAUAUGCAUCUUCUCGUGGACUACUGCGAGGGCGGCAGCUUAGCUCGGCUCAUUCUUGAUAGAGCUGCAGCCUUUCCAUGGAGUCAGAGGAUACGAUACGCUUUGGACAUCUCCCUUGCGAUGCGGUACCUCCAUUCUCAGCGAGUAAUUCAUCGCGAUCUCACUAGCAUGAAUGUUCUUCUACAAUCCACCCGAGAGCCAUCAAAAUGGGGACGUGCCGUAGUUGCGGAUUUUGGUCUCUCUUGUCGUUUUCCAAACCGUGGUGAGAAGUUACCGCAAGUGGGUACAACCUACUUCAUGAGUCCAGAAUGUCUCAAGGAAGAGUACUACGAUGAAAAGGUAAGCGGCAUCCUCAUUGUUUGACG
This is a messenger RNA of Cylicostephanus goldi, 611 nucleotides long. NCBI's taxonomy places the organism in Eukaryota, Metazoa, Nematoda, Chromadorea, Rhabditida, Strongylidae. The record is from the annotation of a GenBank genome assembly.